Molecule: messenger RNA, 741 nt
Organism: Symbiodinium pilosum
Lineage: Eukaryota; Dinophyceae; Suessiales; Symbiodiniaceae
Source: the annotation of a GenBank genome assembly
AUGUCCUUGUGGGACGAGUGGGGAGUGAAGCACAUGGUGACUGUUUGUCAGCUGGACCGUUUGCACGUAGUGCAAAGCAUGACUUUGCAGAAGAACGGCUACGAGGCUCUGCAGCUUGGACUUGGAUACAGAUCAAUCCACCGCCUGACUCGGCCAGAAAUUGGCUCGUACAUCAAGGCAGGUGUUGGUCCGAAGCAUCACAAGUGUGAGUUCCGUGUCUCCUCAGAUUGCCUUCUGCCUCCAGGACUCGAACUGACUGUGCGGCAUUUCGUGCCUGGUCAGUGGGUCUUUGUGUCCGGCUGGAGCAAGGGCAGAGGUUACACCGGAGUCAUGAAACGUUGGGGCUUCUCCGGCGGCGGUUCAGACUUCCACGGGCACAAAAAAUCGCAUCGAUCUGCUGGUUCCGUGGGUCAACGCGGUCCCGGAAAGGUGUGGGUUGGCAAGAAGAUGGCAGGUCACAAAGGUCCGGAUCCUCGCUGCGUCAAUGCCAAGGUCUUUCGAAUAGAAAGCACCCGCAACCUGAUUUUCCUCAAGGGAGCUCUGCCUGGUUACAAGGGCAGUGUGGUCAAGAUCAGCGAUGCUCGGGGCAAGACGGCCCUGAAAAACAAUCACAUCAGAUUGCCCUUCCCUACCUUUGUGCCGGUUCCUGGUGUGGAGUACCCUGUGACAAUACAGGAGCCGCCUCCUCAGAGAGAUCCUUUCCUCUAUCCCGAGCAGCCGCUCUACCAGCCGAACGACUAG